Centruroides sculpturatus (bark scorpion) is the source of this 1002-nucleotide messenger RNA. Its product is annotated as CWF19-like protein 2. The record is from RefSeq and is a predicted model, not a curated record. Gene Ontology annotation, biological process: mRNA splicing, via spliceosome. Bases 276 to 1001 code for a protein of 241 amino acids. The transcript has 7 exons. Lineage: Eukaryota; Metazoa; Arthropoda; Arachnida; Scorpiones; Buthidae. Gene Ontology annotation, cellular component: post-mRNA release spliceosomal complex.
AUUAAUUAAUAAUAAUUAUUAUAAUUAAUAGAUCUUAGUUUUAAUUUUUUAUAUUGAAAUCACUUUUGCAAAAUACAACAUAAAAAUUUUAGGUAUUGAUAGCCAAUAUUAUCAUCAGAAAUUACUUUUAAUACACAUAUUUUUCAUUAAACUUUUUAUGUUUUGAUUAGCAAUCAAAGAACGAUGAUGACGAAUCCUUUUUGUUCGAAGCAGCCAAAAUAGAGCCUCGAAUAAAACAAGAAUAUCGUGACAGAAGCCAAGCGAUACAUGAACACAUGAGAAGAUCUUCGGCUCUGAAGAAGUGUCAGUUCUGUUUAGACAGUUCCCAUAUGAAGAAACAUUUAAUCGUUUCUCUUGGAAAAACUGUGUACUUAUCAUUGCCCGGUUGCCAAUCGUUAGUUGAUUAUCAUUGCUACAUUGUUCCAAUGGAUCAUGUUACUUCUGGUACAUUAUUAGACAAAGAUGUUUGGUCUGAAAUUCAGACCCUAAAGAAAUUCCUGAUUAAAAUGUUUGACAAAAUGGAUAAAACUGUUAUAUUUAUGGAGACAAGUAUACAUCACCGAUGGCACCCUCAUUGUUUUAUUGAAUGCAUUCCUGUGCCAAAAGAAGAUGGUGAUGUGGCUCCUAUGUACUUUAAGAAAGCCAUUAUGGAAUCUGAAACAGAAUGGUCACUUAACAACAAAUUAAUUGAUCUUUACAAGAAAGAUCUUCUUCAUUCGGUGCCGAAAGGUUUACCUUAUUUUUCGGUCGAGUUUUCAACAAGCGGUGGUGGAUUUGCCCACAUCGUUGAAGAAGAAAAACGAUUUCCACCACAUUUUGGAAAAGAAAUCAUCUGUGGAAUGCUGAGUAUUGAACCCUUUAGAUUUAGAAGGAGGAAGCUUUUGAAGCCAAAAGAACUUUUUGAAGCCAACAGAAAAUUCAUGAAGUUAAUUAAUGAAUCACGAAUGAAUUAUACCUGCCAAUUAUACUUGUCAAAUAAAAUCAUAAAUAAUGUUUGCUAAA